Boeremia exigua is the source of this 398-nucleotide messenger RNA. RefSeq lists its product as uncharacterized. Lineage: Eukaryota; Fungi; Ascomycota; Dothideomycetes; Pleosporales; Didymellaceae. The record is from RefSeq and is a predicted model, not a curated record. The transcript has a single exon. The annotation marks the transcript as partial.
AACAGACAUAUGGCGCCGGAAAGGGCGUUCAUCCGAAUGGACUCGUCAACAACAUGAAGAAUGGGAGGCGUUUCUAUACCAUCAGUGUCUUGCCCGGGACAGACGCUAUAUGCUGAAGUUACCUUUCCAGUGUCUCCUAGACAUCGCGUCGACCUUGGUCAGCUUAUCUACGAUCCCUCGCAUAAUGCUGGUUUUCUGUGAUAAUAUCUACUACGGCAUUUUGUGGUCAAAGAGCUAUAUCUAUGAGUGCGUUUGCCCAGACUGCUCAAUACGGGGAAUCAUAUUGAUCGUGAUGGGAGCUCUGGUUGGUUUGUUCUGCCUCUUGAACUUGUUAUUGAUAAGCUGGGAACACAGACGGUGGUCGUCUCUUGCAUUGAGUUUGUUUUGGGCAACAGGAU